Messenger RNA from Manihot esculenta (cassava), 4113 nucleotides. Its product is annotated as probable phospholipid-transporting ATPase 5. The record is from RefSeq and is a predicted model, not a curated record. The transcript has 11 exons. Lineage: Eukaryota; Viridiplantae; Streptophyta; Magnoliopsida; Malpighiales; Euphorbiaceae. Gene Ontology annotation, molecular function: ATPase-coupled intramembrane lipid carrier activity; magnesium ion binding; ATP binding. Gene Ontology annotation, cellular component: plasma membrane. The coding region runs from base 165 to 3932 and encodes 1255 amino acids. Gene Ontology annotation, biological process: phospholipid translocation.
GCAAUUAGUGCAAGAUCCAACAAAACUACAAAAUUCAAGCAUUGCUAGUCUCUCUCACAACAAAGAUAAUUAAUAUAAUGGUUGCAUAGUUUAAGAAAAUGAACAAACAAACAAGGCAUGAAGAAAAAAAAAUCCAAGUAUAAAGUGCAUGGCAUUAGAUAUUGAUGAGCGUUGUUCUUGAAGUUUGUGUCUUUGUUUUAUUUUCAAGGGGAAAGAGUUUCCACCAUUUCCAGAAACCUGAAGCAUUAAAUUCAAUGCACAAGUCAUCUAGAAAGAAAGGGAAGAUAAGAUGGAGCAAACUGUACUCAUUUUCCUGUUUUCAGCCUCGCACGACAGAGCCUAUUCCUGCUAAGGAUCUUAUUGGUCAGAUAGGAUUUUGUCGGACAGUCUUCUGCAAUGAACCUCAACUACACAAGACGAAGCCAUACAACUAUGGAAACAACUCUAUAUCCACAACAAAGUACAACGCUGUGACUUUUAUGCCCAAAGCACUUUUCGAGCAGUUCCGCAGAGUUGCCAAUCUUUAUUUUCUGUUGGCUGCAGCAUUAUCUUUCACUUCUUCAGCUCCUGUUAAACGCGAAACUCUCAUUCUUCCGUUGGUUCUUGUGGUGGGAAUUAGCAUGAUUAAAGAAGCUGUUGAGGAUUGGUAUAGGUUUUUGCAGGAUUUGAAUGUAAACAACACAAGUGUAAAAGCUCAUGCAGGAAAUGGCAUAUUUGUGGAUAAAUUAUGGAAAGAACUUUCUGUAGGAGAUGUCGUUAAAGUUAGUAAGAAUGAAUAUUUUCCAAGUGAUCUUCUUUUGCUAUCUUCAAGCUAUGAGGAUGGAGUUUGUUAUGUGGAGACAAUGAAUCUUGAUGGAGAAACAAAUCUUAAAAUAAAGAGAAGCUUGGAAGCCACUCUUGGGUUGAAUGCGGAUGAAAAUUUUAUUAAUUUUGAAGCCACUGUUAGAUGUGAGGAUCCUAAUCCAAGCCUUUAUACCUUUGUUGGGAACUUAGAGUUUCAGGAUCAAAUGCAUCCCUUGUGCCCUUCUCAGGUUCUUUUAAGAGAUUCGAAACUUCGUAACACAGACUAUGUUUAUGGGGUUGUGAUCUUCAGUGGAAAUGAUACCAAAGUAGUAAGAAAUUCAACUAAGUCACCAUCUAAAAGAAGCAAGAUUGAGAGGAAGAUGGAUAAAGUCAUCUACCUUCUUUUCUCUGCACUUCUGGUAAUUUCACUUAUCACUUCCACUGGAUCUAUACUGCUUAUGAAAUCUGACAUGGUUCAGUGGUGGUAUCUCCGUUUGCAAGAUCAUGAUGAUCCACUCUUUAAUCCAUUAAAUCCUGUAAUAUCAGGUUUCCAACAGUUCAUAAGGGCCUUUAUUUUGUAUGGCUACUUGAUCCCCAUUUCCCUCUAUGUCUCCAUUGAAGUUGUCAAAGUUCUACAAGCUAUGUUCAUUAACAAGGACAUUGAAAUGUAUGAUCAAGUGACCUGUAAGUCAGUUGAAGCUAGAACUUCAAACUUAAAUGAAGAACUUGGUCAAGUAGAGAUUAUUCUAUCAGAUAAAACUGGAACUUUGACAUGUAACCAGAUGGAGUUUCGGAAAUGUUCAAUUGCAGGAAUUUCAUAUGGGGGUGAUUUGAAUGAAGUUGAUCUUGCUGCUUCGAAACGGAUGAAUAGUGAGGUUCAUGCAAAUCGAUUUAGUAUUGAAAAUUCUAAUGAAAUGUUUUACUCUUUAGAUUAUAUUAGCAUCCAAAAGGCUGUUUUAGAUGGUCAUGAAGGUCUGGAUUAUUUGAAUCCAGGAAACUCAAGAACUUCUAAUGUGGGGAAAGAAACAGUUGUGAAAGGUUUCAACUUCAGGGAUGACAGGUUGAUGAACGAUCAAUGGAUUUACAGAUCUGAUCUGUUUGAUGUAACAAUGUUCUUCAGAGUAAUGGCUCUAUGUCACACUGGAAUUCCGGUUGAAGCUGAUGAAACUGAUAAGCUUAAGUAUGAGGCAGAGUCACCAGAAGAAGUAGCCUUUCUGAUUGCUUCUCAAGAAUUUGGGUUCCAAUUUUUCCAGAGGACACAAGCCAUAAUAGUUCUUAAGGAGUUGGACCCUUCCUCUGGAAAAAAGGUGAAGAGGGAAUACAAGUUGUUGCAUUUGUUGGAGUUCAGUAGUUCUCGCAAGAGAAUGUCGGUAGUUGUGAGCGAUGAAGAUGGUAAAAUAUUUCUUCUUUGCAAAGGAGCUGAUAGCAUCAUCUUUGAUAGGCUUGCAGAUAAUGGUAAGGCAUACCAACAAGCUACAACUUCACAUCUAUCAAGUUAUGCAGAAGAUGGUUUACGGACUCUAGCUUUCGCAUAUCGAAGACUUGAUCAGGCUGAUUAUGAACAAUGGAACUCAUUAUUUACAAAGGCGAAGACUACAAUAGGUGCUGAAAGAGAGGAAUUACUUGAGAAAGCAUCUGAAAUGAUUGAAAAAGAUUUAAUUUUAUUGGGAGUUGCUGCUGUUGAGGACAAGCUACAAGAAGGGGUUCCAGAGUGCAUAGAUAAACUUGCUCAAGCAGGGCUAAAAAUAUGGCUGCUCACAGGUGAUAAGAAAGAAACAGCUAUAAAUAUUGGAUUUGCUUGCAGCUUACUUCAACAAGAUAUGAAACAGUUCCAUAUAUGUUUGAGCAAGGAAGCUGACUCUAACAACAAAAUGAAGGCUAUGAAAGAAGAAAUUUUACAGCAGAUUGAAAGUUCAUAUCAUGUGAUGUGCACAAACAAUGAUAAGAGUUCACCCUUUGCUUUGAUUGUUGAUGGAAGAGCUCUUGAAAUUGCUCUGCAAAGUGAUAUUAAGUACAAGUUCUUACAGUUGGCUGCUAAUUGUGCUUCUGUAAUAUGCUGCAGAGUUUCUCCAAAACAGAAAGCUUUGAUUACUCGGUCCGUAAAGGAGUAUACUAGGUGUACAAUCUUGGCAAUUGGAGAUGGAGCCAAUGAUGUUGGAAUGAUUCAAGAAGCUGACAUUGGAGUUGGAAUCAGUGGCCAGGAAGGCAUGCAAGCAGUCAUGGCAAGCGACAUAUCAAUGCCUCAAUUCCGAUUUUUAGAGAGAUUACUUAUAGUUCAUGGGCAUUGGUGUUACAAGAGAAUCUCCAAGAUGGUUCUCUACUUUGUCUACAAGAACAUUGUACUUGGCCUCACUCUAUUUUACAACGAACUGUAUACAUGUUUCUCUGGUGAAGUAUUAUAUGAUUCUUGGUAUUUGGUGAUGUUCAAUGUUCUCUUAACAUCCUUGCCAGUUAUAUCACUAGGGGUAUUUGAGCAAGAUGUUCCAUCGGAUAUUUGCCUCCAGUUUCCAGCCCUUUACAGGCAAGGGCAAGAAAACAUAUAUUUCUCUUGGAGCCGAAUCGUGGGUUGGAUCUCGAAUGCCACGGUGGCAUCUAUGGUCAUAUUCCUAGCAACUAUGUACAUACUUUCCCCUUGUGCAUUCAUGGAAAAAGGAUAUGUUGCAGACAUCACUCAUUUUGGUGCUAUUACGUACACUUGUAUAAUAUGGACAGUCAACUGUCAAAUUGCUCUCAUUCUCACUCACUUCACUUGGAUUCAACAUCUUUUCAUCUGGGGAAGCAUUGUUUUGUGGUACAUUUUCUUGCUCGUAUACGGUGCACUCCCUCCUGCCUACUCUGGUAGUGGAUUUCUAGUCAUCACUGAAUCUAUAGGAUCAGCACCAAUAUACUGGAUGAUCACAUUGCUUGUAGUAGUUGUUUCACUUCUGCCCUACUUCAUACACAUUGUUAUUCAACGUUGGUUCCAUCCGAUGGACGAUCAUGUGAUCCAAGAAAUGAAGCAUUGUAAGAAAGAUGUCACAGAGAAUCAGAUGUGGCGAAGGGAACAAAGAAACUCUCACAAGAUUACUCAAAUUGGGUUUUCUGCAAGAGUUGAAGCCAAACUCUUUUCAUUUGAACAAGAGUUGAACAAAAAGAAAACGUCAAUAUAGAGAGAUCUCCUCACCAACAACCUAAUUUUCAUAUCUUCGGUAACUAAUUCAUUGUUGUGGGGUUUUGUUCAAAGUACUGAAUGAUUUGGGUUUUUUAUUCUUUGGAAUUCGAUUGCUUUGGUAAAUGAUAUUAUUUCUGUUCAUAAUAUCAAUUAUAAGAAAUAAGUAUGUUCAGUUAUUA